Messenger RNA from Macadamia integrifolia, 824 nucleotides. RefSeq names its product vacuolar protein sorting-associated protein 55 homolog. Lineage: Eukaryota; Viridiplantae; Streptophyta; Magnoliopsida; Proteales; Proteaceae. Gene Ontology annotation, cellular component: endosome. The coding region runs from base 245 to 658 and encodes 137 amino acids. Gene Ontology annotation, biological process: late endosome to vacuole transport via multivesicular body sorting pathway. The record is from RefSeq and is a predicted model, not a curated record. The transcript has 5 exons.
AAACUCUCGUCUUAGUUGUCUUUCACUCGCAAAAAGUAGCCGGGAACGAUUUGAAAGGGUUGACGCUUGCUUCCACGAUUGUAUCAAAGCACAGAACUCGAUCGAAAACGAUAAGACUAGAUUUUUGGAGGUAGCAAAUAAAUUGCAAUUGAUCCAAAGCUGUUCGAGCAUCUCCGCUCUAUCAGCUUGCUGAUCUAUCAGUUGUUCCUGUUCCAGAACUCUCUAUGCGGUGAGCCAAUUUAUCAUGGCAGACUUACCUCGUUAUGUGGUUCAUUGUUUGUACAGUGGGAAACUUGCAUUUUUAGCAAUUUUGGUCUCUGCCGGAAUUGUGUUGCAAAUUUUGGCGUGUGCUUUGUAUAAUAAUUGGUGGCCAAUGUUAACAGUGUUAAUGUACGUACUUCUUCCCAUGCCUUUCAUGUUUUUUGUUGGGUCCAAUUCCUCUCUCUUUUCUGAAAGUGAGAAUAGCUGGGAAAAUGCUACCAAGUUCUUGACAGGGGCCUCUGCAGUUGGAAGCAUUGCAAUUCCAUCUAUAUUAAAGCAUGCCGAUAUUAUUGGUUGGGAAGCGCUUGUAAUAGAGUUUUCAUCCCUUCUUGUCUUCCUGAUAGCCAUAGGCUUUUACGUCCAAAUGAACACUGAAGAUGAUUACAACAUGUUCUGAGAUGCACUGUGGCUCCAUCUUGUUUAUAUAUGAAGGCGCCAAUGUCGAUUCUAUCACACCAGUCCCGUCUUUCAUUGGUUUGGAUCAUUGUUAGUGUAACCCUUUGUGCUCCAGAAUGGACACUGAAAAUUAUGUUAUUGAUUGAAUGAGAUUUGUUUUCUGUAUA